CAACGAACGAAAUAAUCGCAAGACAUGCGGCACCACCAGGCGCCACUGGGCCGCAGGCGGCCCAAAUGCUUUGGCGUUCGGCUCAGCUUAGUGACGCUGCUGUCUCUGUGUGUGUUGUCUGUGAUUGUGUUCUACGUGUGGUGUUUGUCUCGAAUGGAGUGGAACCGCGACGCGGCUCCAGGCGAGCACCAUGUCCGCUCCGUAUCAGUCGCUGCAGCCACCGCAGCCAAGCAAGCAGACAGCACGUCGCCCCCGAGGCGACCAGCAAAUGUCGACAUGGCGUCUACAUCCAGCCACAUUACAGCCACCAUGGCGCCAAGGUCAACCAUAGACGCUCCGACCAUUCACCAUCACACAGCUAAAACUGCGUCAGCAUUGGACACCAGCACACGGCCUUUGACCACACAGGCGCCAACUACCGCGAAAUCCUCCUCCAUCACAUCCUCCCCAAUGGCAUCGCUGCAGUCAAGUCCCACGACGACCCUCAACCUGUCCUCGGCACAUGCAACUACGUUGUCCGAUUCAGACUUCGUCAUCCUGACGUCCUUUGACGCGACGCAAACGUUCUUGAAGACGCUCGACAGUCCCAUUUUUCUGCUGUUUACAUGCGGAACAUCCCCGGACACGGGCCAAGUGUGGUCGCCGACGUGCGCGGCCGCCAGCGCAGCUGUCGUUGCGGCGUACCAGUCGAUCUCGCCACCGCACCGACUGGCCAUGGUCCAAGUGGGCACGUCCCAAGAAGAUGGCGACAAGUCGCCGUUCCGUACUGACUUUGACAUUUUCCUGCACGACAUUCCAUCCUUGAUGCGGUACGAGCGGAACAACCAGGGGUACGCCAAUACGAGCUUUGUGCUCGAAGGCAAGUCGGUCGGCAAUGCAGCGCUCGUCGAGUUUGCACUGACGGAGGGGCGGUCCACCGGCGUCAGGAAGAAAGCGGUCGACACGAUCCGUGACUACGCCUCGUUUCGUACGAUGGCAAAGCUGUUCGAAGACACAGCCCCGACGUACUUGCUGUUCCUGUCAGGGUCGUGGCCCCACAACAACCGCGUGUGGUGCGCUUCCUGCCGGUACCGAGAAGCUGUCGUCGAGUACGCGUUCCAGAAGUAUGCAGCGCCAAACGCCAAGCUGAUCAAGGUCAUCGUGGCCCAAAUUCCGGCCGAAUGGAACAAACACAACCCGUACAAGAAACUCAACGUGCCGCAUGUGCCGUAUAUGCUCGUGCCUCAUCUGGACGCGUUCGAGAUGCUCUUUUACCAGACGUAUCGCGGCGAAUUGGACGACGUCCAGAUGCUCCAGUCCAUGUUUGAACGGGAUGCCGCAUUCCAACCCGCGGCCAGCGACGUACUCGGCCUGAACUAGAGAUAUCGAUAGAGAUGCUAUCCAUGAAUGCAACGUGACUCACCUUCGCCCA
Messenger RNA from Aphanomyces invadans, 1411 nucleotides. RefSeq lists its product as hypothetical. The transcript has a single exon. Gene Ontology annotation, molecular function: protein-disulfide reductase [NAD(P)H] activity. The record is from RefSeq and is a predicted model, not a curated record. Gene Ontology annotation, cellular component: cytosol. Bases 25 to 1359 code for a protein of 444 amino acids. Lineage: Eukaryota; Oomycota; Saprolegniomycetes; Saprolegniales; Verrucalvaceae.